AUGACCGCCGAGCCGGCGCGAAGCCAUCGGUCUCCGCGCUCCAUCUGGACUCUCCCUUGCGACUCUUAGUCUUCACCACAACUCUCAGCUUGUCCUUCCAUCGUAUAAAACACCCAUCUCGCCCUUGUUUACGUCCUCUUCUCGCGCGCGCUCUUCCACGUACCCUCCUAUCUCUCCCACUCAUCCAUCUCGAAAACCAACCUCGAUCACCCUCAUAAAUCACCAUGGGCGACUCUAGCUUCACUGACCCCGCUGCCAACGCCCCCGAUGCCGCGGCGUACGAAAAGGGCAAGGGCAAGGCUACCGAGCAGGACCCUACGGCUCAGGAAAUGAGCAUGGACGAGGAUGAGAGCUCGGAAGAAAGUGGUCCUGAGGAACUGGCUCCUGAAGAAGACGAAGAAGAAGGCGACAACCUCGAGCCCAUCUCGACUGACAACAUCAUCGAGGGCGGACGACGAACUCGCGGCAAGCGCAUCGACUUCGCCGAAGCGGCUGAGAAGGCCAAGGCUGCUGGUGAUGACGAGAUGGACGAUUCCGACGACGAUGAGGAUUUCGAGGCUCCUGACGAGGAUUCCAAGAUGGAACACUAGAUGCACAGCGAUAGCAUCAUCAUUAUUCAUUUCGUCAACUCAACUUUUAUGUCUCUUCUUUUUGUCAUGACCCCCUCGAAAGCGACACCUGGCGCGUGGAAUAAAAAAAGGAAAAAAGGGAAUGCAGAUCAGUUCAACAAAAUACCAAAUAAAGUUUACGUGAAUUAGGAUUAUGGUUCUUGAACAUGCGACGUUCUUGAAUGCUUUUCCUGGUCUUCACUCAUGCAGUGCUUUGUCCUCGAAUUUUUCUCUAGUAGGGGAUGCUAGCCGCGAUGAAUACUCGGUUCAGUUGCAGUCCCGGAAUAGACAGCUGUACUUUUUUACAUUAUAGGUUUAAAAUGGAACCAGUAUAUCUCUAUUGCUGUGUCUUCAUAUCGCAGAA
This is a messenger RNA of Paecilomyces variotii, 972 nucleotides long. RefSeq names its product histone chaperone domain CHZ-domain-containing protein. Lineage: Eukaryota; Fungi; Ascomycota; Eurotiomycetes; Eurotiales; Thermoascaceae. Bases 225 to 590 code for a protein of 121 amino acids. The record is from RefSeq and is a predicted model, not a curated record. The transcript is spliced from 3 exons.